This is a messenger RNA of Lagenorhynchus albirostris (white-beaked dolphin), 1758 nucleotides long. RefSeq names its product FA complementation group L (gene FANCL). The transcript is spliced from 16 exons. The coding region runs from base 31 to 1248 and encodes 405 amino acids. The record is from RefSeq and is a predicted model, not a curated record. Gene Ontology annotation, molecular function: ubiquitin protein ligase activity. Gene Ontology annotation, biological process: interstrand cross-link repair; protein monoubiquitination. NCBI's taxonomy places the organism in Eukaryota, Metazoa, Chordata, Mammalia, Artiodactyla, Delphinidae. Gene Ontology annotation, cellular component: nucleus; Fanconi anaemia nuclear complex.
CCGCUGGUGCGUCUCCGCGGACCGAGAGCCAUGGCGGAGACGGAAGCGCGCUUGCUGCGCCAGUUCCCACUGCUUAUACCCCAGAACCGGGCGAAAACCGUGUAUGAAGGCUUCAUUUCAGCUCAGGGAAGAGAUUUCCAUCUUAAAAUAUUGCUGCCCAAAGAUUUACAACUGAGGAAUGCAAGAUUACUAUGUAGUUGGCAGCUGAAAGCAAUACUUAAUGGAUAUCAUCAUGUAGUGCAACAGAGAAUGCAGCACUCUCCUGAUCUAACGAGCUUUUUAGUGGAGUUGAAGAUGGUUUUGUUAGAUCUAAGGGUCUCCACAGAAUUGGGUUCAUUUGCUCUGGAAGUUGCUUUAAAGAAUAAAAAAGAGCUGUAUGUACUACCUCCUCCUCCCCAGUUCUACUCAAGCCUUAUUGAAGAGAUAGGAACUCUUGGUUGGGAUAAAUGUUCCAUAAUGAUUUUGAACAUGUUGAUGCCAAGCAGCAAUGAGAAGCUUGUGUAUGUGGAUACUUGCUUUAGUACCAUCAAGUUAAAAGCCGAAGAUGCUUCUGGUAGAGAGCAUCUCAUCACUGUCAAGUUGAAGGCGAAGUACCCUGCAGAAUCACCAGAUUGUAUUGUGGAUUUUCCUGUUUCGUUUUCUGUUCCCUGGACACCACAGAGCUCCUUAAUAAGCAUUCAUAGUCAGUUUUUGGCAGCACUGGAAUCACUGAAGGCAUUCUGGGAUGUUAUGGAUGAAAUUGAUGAGAAGACUUGGGUACUUGAGCCGGAAAAACCUACAAGGAGUGCUACAGCACGCAGAAUUGCAUUAGGGAAUAAUGCUUCGAUAAAUAUAGAAGUAGACCCCAGGCAUCCUACUAUGCUUCCUGAGUGCUGUUUUCUUGGAGCUGACCAUGUGGUAAAACCCCUGGGAAUUAGGCUGAGCAGAAACAUACAUUUGUGGGAUCCAGAAAAUAGUCUGUUACAAAAUUUGAAAGAUGUUUUAGAAAUUGAUUUUCCAGCUCCUGCUAUCCUGGAAAAAUCUGAUUUUUCUAUGGAUUGUGGAAUUUGUUAUGCCUAUCAACUUGACGGUGCCAUUCCUGAUCAAGUGUGUGAUAAUUCACAGUGUGGACAGCCUUUCCAUCAAAUAUGUUUAUAUGAGUGGUUGAGAGGACUACUGACUAGUAGACAGAGUUUUAACGUCAUAUUUGGUGAAUGUCCAUAUUGUAGUAAGCCACUUACCUUGAAAAUGUCUGGGAGAAAAGCCUGAAAUAAGAAUGCAACAUUUCUGUGAAGAACUGGAAACUUAAAUUAGCAAAAGGAUUUUAUUCGAUAUCUUUAGAGAAAAUAUAAAGCAAGACAUACUAAUAUCAAAAGAAGAAGAAUGGUGAAGCCAUAAUAAUAUACAUCUGCCUUUAUCUCUUCACUAAGAGUAAACUGGGAAAUUGUAAGCCAAAAUCCUGUAGAACUGUCUAAUUCUGUGACCUCCAUACCAGUUGUAGAAGUGGACGUGUAGCAAGAUGGAGAGCUUGACUUGUUGAACAUAUCUGGACUGGUAAAAUCUUGAUGGGGUUCAUAAAAUGAAUUAGGGAACUGUAUACAGCUGGAUUUUUGUGGAGAACUUUUUACUCCAUUCAGAAAUUCUUGAGACUCACAGUAUUUUUGUCUUCUCCUUGUGCUUUCCUAUGAGAAAAUACAUAUGUGUUUGUUAGGUUUGAGUUAUCCAAGUGUUUACUUUGUGUACUCUAUAAGAAUGCUAAAUAAAAUUUGUUACACAAGA